Penicillium soppii is the source of this 1317-nucleotide messenger RNA. It is a transcript of the gene hem13, whose product is annotated as coproporphyrinogen oxidase. The record is from RefSeq and is a predicted model, not a curated record. Bases 1 to 1317 code for a protein of 438 amino acids. NCBI's taxonomy places the organism in Eukaryota, Fungi, Ascomycota, Eurotiomycetes, Eurotiales, Aspergillaceae. Gene Ontology annotation, molecular function: coproporphyrinogen oxidase activity. The transcript is spliced from 2 exons. Gene Ontology annotation, cellular component: mitochondrial intermembrane space; cytoplasm.
AUGGCCACCAGAUCGUACGCGCCUCUACGGAGGUCACUGGCUCAGUUAUCUGCGCGCAACACUCGCAUUUCUGGCCAUCGCGCUGGAUCUUCAUUCCGUGGCUAUGCCACUGAACAAAAACCGCCUCAGUCGAAGCCAUUCACCGUUUGGAGGCCCUAUCUGAGGCUCGCCUUUGGCGUGCCGUUCAUCGGCGCAAUCAUAUACUCGAUGAUGACCGAAGAUGUCACAGAACUCGAUGCUCCAUCCAUGGUCGAAGUGGAUGAGGCCCUAAAACAAGCGUCGAAAAUCAACGAGUCCUCGCCGAUGCGGUUGCGCAUGGAAAAGCUGAUCAAGCAGCACCAACAAAAGAUCAUUGAAGAACUGGGCAGAAUCGAUGGAAAACAGUUCAAGACAGAUAGCUGGUCGCGUCCCAAUGGCGGCGGAGGUGUCUCGUGUGUGCUGCAGGACGGAAAUGUCUUCGAAAAGGCAGGCGUCAAUGUCUCUGUGGUGUACGGCAAAUUGCCCCGGCCUGCCAUUGAGAAGAUGCGGGCGGAUCACAAGUCAUUCGUUGGUUCAGAUGUAGAUUCCCUGGAUUUCUUUGCAGCCGGUCUCUCCCUGGUCUUGCAUCCUCACAACCCCAUGGCUCCAACGGUGCAUCUCAACUACCGAUACUUUGAGACCUCCGACCCCAGGGAUCCUAUCAAUGGGGAUAAGAACUGGUGGUUCGGAGGCGGCACUGAUCUGACCCCGACCUACCUCUUCCCAGAAGACGCCCAGCACUUCCACAAGACUAUUAAGGAUACAUGCGACCGUCACGACGCCACGUACUACCCCAAAUUCAAGGCUUGGUGUGACAAGUACUUCUACAUUCCUCACCGCGGGGAGUGCCGUGGUGUUGGAGGUAUUUUCUUCGACGACCUCGACGCCAACUUCCUUCAAACUUCUGCUGGUUCAUCCUCCAACCCCCAGGAAACACUAUUCUCCUUCGUCUCAGAUGGUCUGGCGUCUUUCCUACCAUCCUAUGUACCGAUCAUUGAGCGACGUAAGGACGAACUAUACACCCCCGAACAAAAGCAAUGGCAGCAGCUACGUCGCGGCCGCUAUGUUGAAUUCAACCUUGUCUACGACCGCGGAACCAGCUUCGGUUUGCGCACGCCGAACGCCCGCGUUGAAAGUAUCUUGAUGAGUCUGCCCCGUACCGCCAGCUGGGCCUACAUGGACCCAGUCUCCGGUACAAGAACAGAGAGCAUGAAUGUGGAUGAAGAUGAUCUGGCAGAGGACAAGAAGAGUGAAAGAGAGCUUAUGGAUGUGCUGCGACACCCCCGGCAAUGGGCAUGA